UUUUUAGGGAGGGGCAUGGGCUUCUUCAGUCUUUCAACACACACAUACAAUUUCUUCCUGAUAAAGUCAAAUGUUGUGUGUGGCUGUCUGUCUCAAAUACAGUUUUAUCUCCUUGACGUCUGCCUACACAGGCAAGGAUGGCUAUUGUGAACCCAGACAUGGUGCAGAUUCGAAAAGACAAAUUUGUCAGCAAGAGUUCACUACUCUCACAUCUCAAGACCUACAACCUGUAUUAUGAAGAACAAGCUCUCCAUCUCCGGCACAGAGAGGAAGAAGGAGAGCUCAUUAUUGAAGGUUUGCUUAACAUCUUUUGGGGGCUGCACAGACCAAUCAGACUGCAGAUGGAAGAUGGCAAGGAGCCAAUCAAACCUGCUCCUUUUAUUUCAUCCUGGUGUUCAGGAAGCGAUGCAAGCAAAGCAGAAUUUAAAAAUCAGAACAUAAACCUUAUAGCACCCACCAUUGAGGUCACAGGACCUGUGAACCAAUCAAAAUACAGUUCUAGAGAUGUCACAGGAGAAAAAGGUGAGGAGGUGAGCUCAUAUGUGCAGAGAACCAGGAGUGAUGUGGGCGGGAAGAGACUGAUAGGACGGUCAGCACCUGGAGUCCAGCGGCGAAUCAGGAGACACAGAUGUUCCUUCAAUGGCCACUUCUAUAACCACAAGACUGCAGUUUUCACGCCAGCCUUUGGUUCUGUGACUAACGUUCGCAUCAACAGCUCCAUGACGACGUCCCAGGUGCUGCGUGUGCUGCUUAACAAGUUCAAGAUCGAGAACAGUCCUGACGAGUUCAGCCUCUUCCUCCUGCACACCAGUGGAGAGCGUGUGCAACUGAAGCGGGAUGAGCACCCCCUGCUGGUCCGGAUCCUGCAAGGGCCAUGUGAACAGGUCAGCAAGAUUUUCCUGAUGGAGCCGGAUCAGGUGGAGGAGGUGACGUAUGACGUGGCGCAAUACAUUAAGCUGGAGAUGCCAAUACUGCAGAGCUUCAUCUCCAAGCUUCAGGAAGAGGAGAACAGAGAGAUGGAGAAACUCAAACAGAGGUACUGUGCCAUGCGCACUAUGAUUCAGAAGCACAUGCAGCGUCUGGCCAAUAAGGUGGUUGGGUAGCAGAUGGACCAGGCAGACAGCUGAGACCCUUUUCACAUCCACUCACUCUCUGCGCUACUUCACGUUCAGUCAUU
This is a messenger RNA of Electrophorus electricus (electric eel), 1177 nucleotides long. RefSeq names its product Ras association domain family member 2b (gene rassf2b). Lineage: Eukaryota; Metazoa; Chordata; Actinopteri; Gymnotiformes; Gymnotidae. Gene Ontology annotation, biological process: positive regulation of protein kinase activity; positive regulation of JNK cascade; regulation of non-canonical NF-kappaB signal transduction. The record is from RefSeq and is a predicted model, not a curated record. Gene Ontology annotation, cellular component: cytoplasm; nucleus.